Messenger RNA from Aspergillus candidus, 1854 nucleotides. Its product is annotated as putative nucleotide-sugar transporter. Gene Ontology annotation, molecular function: pyrimidine nucleotide-sugar transmembrane transporter activity. The record is from RefSeq and is a predicted model, not a curated record. The transcript has 4 exons. NCBI's taxonomy places the organism in Eukaryota, Fungi, Ascomycota, Eurotiomycetes, Eurotiales, Aspergillaceae. Gene Ontology annotation, biological process: pyrimidine nucleotide-sugar transmembrane transport. Gene Ontology annotation, cellular component: Golgi membrane; intracellular membrane-bounded organelle. Bases 235 to 1548 code for a protein of 437 amino acids.
CCUCACUCCAUCUAUCGAUCUCUCUCCCUUUAUCUCUUGACCAACCUCACUCACAAUGGACGUCCAACAUUAGAUAAAUUCUAUUCUAUCUACCAUUCCAUUCAUAAAUCAACCUCUCCCUCAAUCCCAGACACUCCCAAACACCCUUAUCCAUCCCUUCAAUUAACCACCGCUCGAUAACAAACAACACCCUCCCUCUAUUGAGGAAAACCGACCGACCAACCAGUCGUCAAAAUGGUAAACAAAGCGGUCAUCCCGUUCCUGGUCACGAUGAUGCUCGUGACUGGGGUGUGUAAUACGAUUUUGAAUAAAUAUCAGGAUAUGCAAUGUGUGAGGAAUUGUGAUGAUCCUGAUCCGGCGGAGAGGAGGUUGUUUGAGCAGCCUGUGAUUCAGACUAUUCAAAUGUUCGUGGGCGAAUCCGGAAGCUGGCUCGUCGUCUUCCUGGCUUGGGUCUACAGACAAUACAUCGCCCCCCGCUUUUCAAACAAUACCACCCCAUUACUCGCCGGCGGCUACAAUCCCGUGCAUAAUGAUGACCGACUCGACGACGACGGAGAGGAGGACCAGACCAUCAGCGGACCCGACUACGCAGACGACCCGUCCAAACCGCUGGACGACGGACGGGUUAAACUCGAGGGCCGCAGAAUCUUCCUCCUCGCGGCCCCCGCCUGCUGCGACAUCGCCGGAACGACCCUCAUGAACGUGGGUCUCCUGUUCGUAGCCGCCAGCAUCUACCAGAUGACCCGCGGAGCACUGGUGCUCUUCGUCGGGCUCUUCAGCGUCAUCUUCCUGCACCGCAGACUCCACGUGUACCAGUGGAGUGCGCUCUUCGUCGUGGUCCUCGGCGUGGCCCUGGUCGGUCUCGCGGGGGCGCUCUUCGGCGACGCUCCGAACCACGAGGCCAGCCAGGACAGCACACCUAUGGUGAUGGUCAGGACCGUCGCGAUGGAGGCCCGCGCCGUGGCGCAGACGCCCGAGGCGGUCAAGACCAUCAUUGGCGUGCUGUUGAUCGCAGCCGCGCAGAUCUUCACGGCGUCGCAGUUCGUGCUCGAGGAGUGGAUCCUCGAGAACUACGCGAUGGACCCGCUCCGCGUCGUCGGCUGGGAGGGCGUCUUUGGCUUCAGCGUUACGGUCGUGGCGUCUAUUAUCAUGCAUUUGUGCGUGGGUCAGACGCCCGCAGGACGAUAUGGAUAUUUCGAUGCACGAGAGGGUUGGUCCGAGGUUUUCCAUAACCGGACGGUGGCGAUGAGUAGUUUUUUCAUUAUGAUCAGUAUUGGCGGAUUCAACUUCUUCGGCCUCUCGGUCACGCACUGCAUCUCCGCCACCUCGCGCAGCACAAUCGACACCUGCCGCACGCUCUUCAUCUGGCUCGUAUCGCUCGGCCUCGGCUGGGAAUCUUUCAAGUGGUUACAGGUGGCUGGAUUCGGGCUGCUUGUCUACGGAACCUUCCUCUUCAACGACAUCAUCCGGCCGCCUUUGAAGGCAUGCCUCCCUCGUGCUGGAGACGGGGAGAUUUUACUCCCUGAGGAACCAAUUGAGCAUAUAUAACCACCACGUUUUAUUGGUUGUGACAGUCUCACUCUGCUUACUUUUUUUCUAUUUCUUUUGUUUUUUUUUUUCUUUGGUUUCCUUUUUCGGGCUACAAUAAGGGUACCUACCCGAGAAUGAAUAGGGUUUCUUUGUUCGGCGUUUGGUUUCAUGUUGAGGGGUUGGGUAGUUUCAUGUUUCAUUUGUCUUUUUUAGGGUUGUUUUGGGUUUAUUACUUGGGUAUGCAGUAAAUGGCAGACCUGUGACUUACAGAAUAUGACUAGCCACCUAAAUAACAAGGUAGUUACUGGAGAACUACUACUAUUU